Messenger RNA from Lolium perenne, 2042 nucleotides. Its product is annotated as phosphoglucan phosphatase LSF1, chloroplastic. Lineage: Eukaryota; Viridiplantae; Streptophyta; Magnoliopsida; Poales; Poaceae. Gene Ontology annotation, molecular function: carbohydrate phosphatase activity. The record is from RefSeq and is a predicted model, not a curated record. Gene Ontology annotation, cellular component: starch grain; chloroplast. Gene Ontology annotation, biological process: protein dephosphorylation; starch catabolic process.
GCCACGCCAUUCCACGCUCCUCGGUUCUUGGCCGGCCCGCCCGAUCCGAUCCCCAGCCCAGCCAUGGCGCUCCACCUCGUCCCCGCUCCAAGCAUUGCCCUCCUCGCCGCGCCGGGCGGCGCCAGGGCCGGAUCAGUGGCCCCGCGGCCGGCUUCUUGGGUUCACGCCGCCUCCUCCUCCUCUUCGAGCACGCGUAGGAGGAGGAGGAGGCUGGGCGUCGCGCUGGCUAUGGCGGGCGGGGAGAAGGAGGAGGAGGAGCCCACGGCCUCUGCGGCGGCGGCUGGGGGCAGGAUGAACCUCAACGAGUACAUGGUCGCCGUCGACCGCCCGCUCGGCCUCCGCUUCGCGCUUGCCGUCGACGGCCGCGUCUUCGUGCACUCCCUCAAGCGCGGGGGGAAUGCGGAGAAGUCACGGAUUAUAAUGGUUGGGGAUACGCUCAAGAAGGCAGGCAAUGGCCAGAAUGAGGGGCUCCUUAACAUCAAAGACCUAGGUGACACGGAGUUGGCGCUAAAGGACAAGUCGGGACCAUGCAAUCUUAUCCUUGAAAGGCCAUUUGCUCCUUAUCCAAUACAUCAGUUGCAUCAGAAUGAAGAUUAUCAUAUCCUAUUUAAUAGAGGGAGGGUUUCUCUAGCUGCCUGGAAUAGUGCUUUGUUGUCCUCAAAGCUCAGUGCCUCUUCUCCAGGGAAUGGGAACUCUGGAUUUGCUAUAUUUUCCCCAAGGCUGCUAAGUUCUCAUGGAUGGGCGCUUUUAUCUAGUGAGAAAGAUGGACUCAAUAGGAGGAGCACCAACCUUGCAAAUCGGAUAACUGAGAUUGUUGGAUUCUACUCUGAUGAGGAUGAUAUGGAUGCUGAAUGGGCACAUGGUAGUUUUCCUUUGGAGGAGUACAUUAAAGCCCUAGACCGUGCUAAGGGCGAACUCUACUAUAAUCAUUCACUUGGUAUGCAAUACAGCAAGAUUACUGAACAAAUAUUUGUUGGAUCAUGCAUACAAACAGAAAAGGAUGUGAAGAUGUUGUCAGAAACUGUGGGUAUUACUGCUGUCCUGAAUUUCCAAAGUGAAAGUGAGCGCACUAAUUGGGGAAUCAAUUCCGAGGCGAUCAACAAUUCUUGUCGUCAGAAUAACAUCUUGAUGAUUAACUAUCCUAUACGAGAGGUUGAUUCCAUGGACCUGAGAAAGAAGCUUCCUUUUUGUGUUGGUCUUCUUUUGCGCCUUAUAAGGAAGAACUACCGUAUAUAUGUGACUUGUACCACUGGAUAUGAUAGAUCACCAGCAUGUGUGAUUGCAUAUCUACAUUGGGUUCAAGAUACACCGCUUCACAUUGCUUACAAGUUUAUCACUGGGUUGCACUCGUGUAGACCUGACAGAGCUGCAAUUGUUUGGGCAACUUGGGAUCUCAUUGCCUUAGUUGAAAAUGGAAAACAUGAUGGUACUCCUACACAUUCAGUGUGCUUUGUUUGGAACAGCGGUCGGGAGGGCGAGGAUGUGGAAUUGGUGGGAGACUUUACAAGUAACUGGAAAGACAAAUUGAAGUGUAACCACCAGGGCGGGUCCAGAUAUGAAGCUGAAGUUCGACUUCGACAUGGAAAGUACUAUUACAAGUUCAUAGUUGGGGGUAACUGGAGGCACUCUACUUCAUUGCCAUCAGAGACAGAUGAACAUGGAAACGUCAACAACGUGAUCAGAGUUGGUGAUAUCGCCCGGAUUCGUCCGGCUCCUAGCCAAUUGCAGAUAAGGGAUCCAUCUGUUGUCAAGGUCAUAGAGAGGGCACUGACUGAGGACGAGAGGUUUUCACUGGCAUUUGCAGCACGCCGCAUGGCAUUUGCAAUCUGCCCAAUCAGAUUGUCUCCCAAGCAGUAAAUAUGUCACUAAAUCCCAACCGAAUUCCCGAUGGAGAAUUGGAAAUUCUGUAGUUAGCUACAUAGAACACAGAGCAAUCUCCCUGUAUUGUAUGUUUCUUCGAAUCAAACUGCACACCUAUCAGUGGUUCGGCGCAAUGUAUACCCUCUAUGAGAAAUGAACUUUACUGUAGCCUAUUUGAUACA